AUGAAAAAAAAAAGAAUAUUUUAAUUUUAAUUUGUUUGUUUAAAAAUAUUGAUAAGUAAUAAAUAAUAAAAAAAUUAGAGAUGUAAUAAGAGUAAUUAAGCCACUUAUCAAUUUAAGAUUUUUAAUUAAUAAAGGUAAUUGGGAAAGGAUCAUAUGCAAAAGUGCUUUUAGUAAGAAAGAAUGAUUCAGGGAAAUUGUAUGCAAUAAAGGCCUUAAAGAAGAAGUAUAUUUAAUAGAAAAGAUAGGAGGUAUGGAAUAAGAUAAAAUAAAAUAGGAACAUAUAAUGGUUGAAAGAAAUGUGUUGGUUUCAGCAAAUCAUCCAUUUAUAAUAAAAUUGGCAUAUUCAUUUUAAAAUGAGAGGAAAUUAUACUUUGUUUUAGAAUAUUGUCCAGGUGGAGAGUUAUUUAAUUUAUUAUAGAAGAAAAAGAAAUUGACAGAAGAUUAGUAAAAGAAUAAAUAUUUUUAAAAGAUGUCGAUUUUAUGUUUGUUAAAUGAUAUUGGCUAUAGAAUACUUGCAUGAAAAUAAUAUAAUAUAUAGAGAGUAAGAGAUGAAUGUUAAGGUAUAGUUUAAAACCAGAGAAUGUAAUUUUGGAUGCAGAUGGAUAUAUAAGAAUAACAGAUUUUGGAUUAUCAAAAAAGAAUGUAAAAUAAGACAAAGAUGCAUAUUCAGUAUGUGGAACACCUGAAUAUUUGGCACCUGAAAUAUUAAUGAAAUAAGGACAUGGUAAACCAGUAGAUUGGUGGACUUUGGGAUGCAUCAUUUUUGAAAUGAUAACUGGAAUGCCUCCUUACUAUUCAAAUCAAAGAAGUGACUUGUUUGAAUAGAUAAAAUUAUAAUUUCCAAAAUAUCCAUAAAAUUUGAAUCCUAUAUUAAGGAAUCUAUUGGAAGGUUUAUUUUUAAAAUAACCAGAAAGUAUAAAAAUAGUAGAAAAUACUUAGAACGUUUGGGUUAUAAUGGAGCAUUUGAAAUUAAAUCACAUCCAUGGUUUGAAAGAGUUAAUUGGGAUUACAUAUUAUAAAAGAAAGUGGAGGCACCAUUUAAACCUAAAUUGACAAAUGAAGAAGACACUUCAAAUUUUGAUUCUGUAUAUUAUUUUAUAGAUGGUAUUUAAUAGGAAUUUACUGAAUGUACCAUAGCAUCAUUUGAAACUGCAAGUUCAGAAGGCAGAAUUUAUUAUGAUUUUUCCUAUGGUGGCAGCAUGAUUAAGGAGUGA
Messenger RNA from Paramecium sonneborni, 1214 nucleotides. The record is from the annotation of a GenBank genome assembly. NCBI's taxonomy places the organism in Eukaryota, Ciliophora, Oligohymenophorea, Peniculida, Parameciidae.